Molecule: messenger RNA, 1242 nt
Organism: Bipolaris oryzae ATCC 44560
Lineage: Eukaryota; Fungi; Ascomycota; Dothideomycetes; Pleosporales; Pleosporaceae
Exons: 2
Coding region: 1-1242 (413 amino acids)
Biological process (GO): peptidyl-L-cysteine S-palmitoylation; protein targeting to membrane
Cellular component (GO): endoplasmic reticulum; Golgi apparatus
Molecular function (GO): protein-cysteine S-palmitoyltransferase activity
Source: RefSeq, a predicted model, not a curated record
AUGACUGUCGCUCGCACCAUCAUCAUCUUCACUGUCACAGUGUCCCUCGUUACCUUCAUAGCCUUUUUCGGACGGCUGCCAGCUUUCAGAAACACACCCAUUGGCUUCCUCAACCGUCUCUUCCUCAUCCAUAUCCCCUCGACAUUUCGAAGAGUCGACCUCGCUCUCACAAAUGGCCGCAUCACCAACGGUGGCUCCCGCCUGGGCCACUAUCUUAUGUACGACAAGCAUCCACUCGUCGUCAUCUUCUUUCUCGGCCUGGUGACUGCAUGCGCCUUCAUGUUUCUGCCCGCUGUGUGGCAUCUCAUUGGACUGCACCACAAGCUCUUUGCCUUUGUCAUGCUGCCACAGCCAUACAUCUUUCUGUACCUAAGUGCAAAAAGAAACGACCAAACGUACAUCAACGCAGCCAACCAUGCUGAGCAAAUGCGGCACUAUCCGUAUGACAGGGUGCUAUACUACCCUGGAACUGAGUGUCGGACAUGCAAGUUCCUGAAGCCUGCACGGAGCAAGCAUUGCAGUAUAUGCAAAACGUGCGUCUCAAGAAUGGAUCAUCAUUGUAUAUGGGUGAACAACUGCCUAGGCCGGGGCAAUUAUAAGUGGUUCUUAGCCCUCUUGCUGUCGACGACUAUUCUUAUCGCCUACGGAGCAUACCUCGCCUACUAUGCCCUCUCUCCAAUGGUCCUAAAGCAAUACCUGAAGUACGAGAGCUGGUAUAGAUAUAAACCCAAGAUUGGCGUGGACUCCAAGAGUUGGAGUGCGUACUUUGACCGAAAGAUGCAUUACUUCCUCAUGUACACGAGCAUAUACCUGGACGCCGGUGGUAUUCGUGGGUCCGGUGUCGGCCUGCUCGCGCUGCUUACAUGGCCUCUUCCAUUGGGUCUCCUCACCUAUCACAUCUACCUCAUCUGGGCGGGCAUGACAACAAAUGAGAGCUCAAAAUGGGCAGAUUGGCGUGAUGAAAUGGCAGAGGGUGUCGUCUUUCUCGGUCACCGGCGCGAGGACACAAUGCAGGAAUACCGCAGCCCAACAGAUGACGAGGAACCGCCUACCACCUGGCCUCUAGAGAGCAGGCAUAUUCUCAUUCGAACACAAACCGGGCAACCGCCUAAAUCGCUACCUAGUCGCAUCAGAUCUGUUGCCAAAGAAGACAGCUUUGAGCGUGUAUGGAAUCUAGCUGCAGUGGAGAAUGUGUACGACUUGGGCUUCUGGGACAAUAUCGUAGAGGUACUAGUAAACUAG